UCCUCUCUCCGCUCCACCGCUCCAAUAAGCGAGGAGAGAUUUUUGGAGCCCUCGAUGGAAAAUUACCUCGUGACCAAGAAGAAGAGGGGCAGUCGGGACCGGCCGCCGCAGACGGAGCCCGUCCCCCGCCACAGCGUCUUCAUCAGCAGCAGCAGCAGCUUCCUCUUCUUCUUCUUCUUCUUCAUCCUCAGCAGCAGCAGCUUCCUCUUCUUCUUCUUCAUCCUCAGCAGCAGCAUCAGGACCGGAGGCAGGAUGUCCUGCGCAGCCGGCUGAUCGGAGGUCAUGGAGAAGCCCGGAGGUCCCGGCGCCGCGGGGCGCUCCACCUAUGGGUGGAGGGCGCUGCUGCUGCCGCAGCUUAACCGCCAGUCGCUGUUCGUGUACGGCAGCGAGAUGGCGGUGGAGCAGGAGUGCAGGCGGCAGCUGCAGAGCGGCGUGUUCGUCAUCCACCCGUUCAGCCUCAUGAGGAGCUACUACAUCAUGUGCAUGAUGGCCAUCACCUUCCUCAACCUCAUCGGGAUUCCCAUGGAGAUCGCCUUCCUGGACAGCCACAGCGGCUUCGCCUGGGAGGGCUUCAACGUGUUCUCUGACACGCUCUUCCUCAUCGACGUCGCCCUCAACUUCCGCAUGGGCAUCAUCGCAGAGGACAGCGAGGAGGCGAUCCUGGACAUCAAGCGGAUCCGGGUCAGCUACCUGAGGACGUGGUUCAUCCCCGACGUCAUCGCCGCCUUCCCCAUCGGAUACAUCCUGCUGUUCGCGGACUUGCACUACAACAACGACAACAACCCGUCCAAGACCAACAAGAUGAUGAGGAUCCUGAUGUUCGUGAGGAUCCUCAGCCUGAUCCGGCUGGCCCGGGUCUCCCGGCUGGUCCGGUUCUUCAAUGAGGUGGAGAAGGUGUCCAACGCCCACCUGGAGGUGGUGCGUCUCUUCUUCCGCAUCCUGUCCCUGUUCAUGAUGAUCUUCCUGCUCUGCCACUGGAACGGCUGCAUCCAGUACUUUGUGCCCAUGCUGGAGGAGUUCCCCACGGACUGCUGGGUCCGCAAGGAGAACCUCAUGAAUGCAACAGUGAGCGUGAAGUACUCGUGGGGCGUGUUCCGGGCGCUCUCCCAGAUGAUCGCCCUGUCGUACGGCUCCAUGGACGCUCCGACCAACUACGUGGAGAUGUGGAUCGUGAUGGUCAGCAUGGUGUCCGGCUGCCUCAUGUACACGGUGCUGGUGGCCAACGCCACCACCAUGAUCGCCAACACCGACCCGGCCGCCAAGGAGUACAAGAGCAAGAUGAGCCGGCUGGAGCACUACAUGGGCUUCAUGAAGCUCCCUCCGGAGCUGCAGCUGCGCAUCAGCAGCUACUACCAGGCGCGCUACGGGGGGAAGUGGUUCCAGGAGAAGGACGUCAUGGACACCGUGUCCUCGGCGCUCAAAGAGGAAAUCUUGAUGGUGAUGUGCAGCCGGCUGCUCCGGAAGGUGCCGAUGUUCCAGACCCGAGACGAGAACUUCAUCAACGCCCUCCUCUUCAAGCUGGAGUACGAGGUCUUCCUGGAGGGCGACACCAUCGUGCGGCAGAACGUCCCCGGAGACCGCAUGUUCUUCAUCGACCACGGCCAGGUGGUCAUGGAGGCCGAGUCCUACGAGAGGGAGCUGUGUGACGGGGACUUCUUCGGGGCCAUGGAGCCGACGGCCCGGUUCUUCACCGCGCUGAGGAAGAUGGCGCUGACGCUCGAGUCCGAAACGGCGAAGCUCCAGAGCCGGUUCGAGAACCGCGACGACGACGGGGAUGGCGACGCCACAGCGAAAGCCUCGCGAGCGUAUCACGACGUGAUGUGUGACGUCGGCGGCCUCAAGACGCAGAUCCAGGGUCAGUUGUCUGAGCUGACGGGUCAGGAGAGCGAGGUGGCCGGCUUCAUCGCGGCCUGUCGGGUCAUGGCGCAACGGGUCGCCACGGACAAGCAGACGCUGAGGGGCCACUGGGAGAAGUACGGCUACCAGCCCCCCCGAGACCCCCGGGGGCCCGCCGAGGCCGAAGAGGAAGCGGCGGAUGAUGGAGAGACCCGGGAGGACGGCGCGGGUCGUGGCUCCUCCCCCCCGCUGCCGGGAACGCCGCCCUUCGCCGACGCGCUGCGAACGCCGCAGCUCUACGAUUUCGGCCUCUCCAAGGUGGCCAUGAGGGCGUUGGCCGGGGCGGGCUGCGGCCCCGAGGUGUCCCCGAUGCCCCGGCUGCGCCUGCCCCGCCCCUUCCCCGCCACGCCCACGCUGCUGACGCCCAAGUGCGCCCUGCGGAUGGACGAUGACGAGCCGCGGCCGGCGUCCGGCGGCUUCGACCUCCCGGAGCGCGGCGCCGCGUUCCCGAACAACGACUUCACGAUGGAUCUGCUCCGGAAGAACGUCGACAAGCCCCAAAGGCCUCUCGUCCCGCCGGGGAACGCUCUGGGAGGGACUUCACACACCAAGGCUCCGAUCCUGGAGUCUCCGGAGCCGCCCGUGUUCUGCAUCCCGGGGUUAAAGAUCACCAAGCCCGCCGCUCGCCGCUCCCCGCCGGCACAGAGCGCCGCCGACCCACAAUCCCCGGCUCGGCCUGCACACCUGCCGACCACGCCCGAGCCCCCGGUGCUGCAGACCCCGCACCUGAGCCGCCUGGGCCCCUCCAGGAAGAAUGCACUGCAGCCCGAGCCGACCGACACGGAGGCCGACCAGCCGUCUCCUCGAGACGCGGCGGCGUCCGUCUCCGCGCGGGGACGCGGCGAGCCGGACGUGUGCGUCACGGCCCCGGAGGACGGCCCGAUGCCGGAGAUGCCCGUCCUGGAGUCCGUUCUGGGGAUUUCUUUACAAACCAGGAGCGCUGGACUGCAGCGGAGGACCGAGGAGGCCGGCGACCUGGACGGGCCCACGCAGGAGUUCCGCCUCGGGACCCCCCACCUGCCCAUGGACUACCAGGAGGUCGGCGACCUCGGCUCCGUGACGCAGGACAUCUGUAAACUACAUAAUUUUGUUCUGAAGCUCCUGACCAAGGACCCGAUGAAGAGGACGGUCACGGCCGUGGUGCAGCCCAGCGUCCGGCCGAAGAUUCAUCCAGUCAGUUCUGUGAGGGUGUCCGAGGUGUCGCACAGGGAGUACCAGAACUUACCGAAGUACAUGAAGCAGAUGACUCUGGUGCAGCUGAACCUGGCCGUGUUCAACAUCAACAAGUUCACCAGGGACGGGCGCGGUCAUCAGACGGAGUUCAGCAUGAAGGACCUGAGCCGGGUCUGCGCCACAGGGACCAAGACGCCGCUGUACGUCCUGUGUCUGGUGGAGCUGAAGAGGCUGGAGCCCACGGGGGGGGCCCGGAGCAGCGGCUCGGUGUACAAGCUGUGCACGGACCUCUAGAGGAGGGUCACCAGAGGUCACGCACACACACACAACUAGAUCCAGAGCACACGUCGCGGGGUCUUUCGUGUCUUUUGAGAGCCGCGGUGAGACCCGUGAAGUAUUCAUGGCAUUCAAACCCUGAAGAAGACAAAAGAGCAUCAGAGUAUAUUUAAAGGGGAAGUACUCUAUUUGGACCGAGUGGCCCGUUUUUAAGAAUUAAUGAGCAAGGUUUAUGCAUUUGUGUUUAUAUACUUUAUAUAUGGUUUGCUUGUGAUCGAUAAAGUAUUCUAAAUGUGUAAUACACCUUUGUUGUAGAACGUUGUCUUGUAUGUUUAAUGUGAUUUAAAUAAAUUUGUAAAGAGUACAAGA
Pseudoliparis swirei is the source of this 3714-nucleotide messenger RNA. It is a transcript of the gene hcn5, whose product is annotated as hyperpolarization activated cyclic nucleotide-gated potassium channel 5. The transcript is spliced from 20 exons. NCBI's taxonomy places the organism in Eukaryota, Metazoa, Chordata, Actinopteri, Perciformes, Liparidae. Gene Ontology annotation, biological process: monoatomic ion transport; transmembrane transport. The record is from RefSeq and is a predicted model, not a curated record. Gene Ontology annotation, molecular function: monoatomic ion channel activity. The coding region runs from base 283 to 3363 and encodes 1026 amino acids. Gene Ontology annotation, cellular component: membrane.